AUGGCACCGCCCAAAGAGCCCAACGAGGAACUCAAGUUCGUCAUGAUGUGCAUCAAGUACUCCGAGACCGAGUUGAAGCCGAACUUUGACGAGGUUGCACGGGAGGUGGGAGCAAAGAGCGCGAAUGCAUGUUACCAGCGUUUGUGGGCGAUCAAGAGAAAGCUCGGAAUGACGGGUACUGGACACAAGAGAGGCACUGCUGGCGACGGAGUGGUUGGAACCGACACUACUACUGCUGCUGCUGCUGCCGUUGCUGCCGCCACCGGAGCUCGCAAGCGCAAAACUACUGCUGCAAAGGUCAAGGACGAGGACGGUAGUGGAGACGAGUCUACAUCAGUCAAGGACAACACCAACAAGAAGAAGCGUGUCACGAAGAAGGCACCUACUACUGUCAAGGAAGAAGCCGAUGACGACGUUGACAUUGGAACUGAGUCUGCCCCUGGCGAAGAGGUCAAGGUCGAAGUCGAAGCCUGA
Molecule: messenger RNA, 474 nt
Organism: Exophiala spinifera
Lineage: Eukaryota; Fungi; Ascomycota; Eurotiomycetes; Chaetothyriales; Herpotrichiellaceae
Exons: 2
Coding region: 1-474 (157 amino acids)
Source: RefSeq, a predicted model, not a curated record